UUAGCACUGUGGAAUCCCAGAAUACAUGUCGGACGGUAGAAGGUGACAUUUCGUAUUUGAGCUGCUGGUAUUGAAAGUGGUAACAAAUACAUACAUACAUAUAUAUAAAUAUAUAAAAGGGAUCAUGUCUUCCAUAAUGAAGGCUGGGACAGUCAUUAGAGCUGGCAUUCAGCUGCUUAGACGGGGACCACAGAGGGUCGGAGUCAGAAAUGCUGGUGGUGGUGCCCACAUCGAGGCUCAGUAUCGUCAGUUCCCACAACUUACCAAGAGCCAGAACUUCCAGGCAGAGUUACUCAGCAGCGCCAUGUGGUUCUGGAUUCUCUGGCAUUUCUGGCACGACUCUGAUGCAGUGUUUGGGCACUUUCCAUGGCCUGAUGCCUCUAAGUGGACUGAUGAAGAGUUAGGAAUCCCAGCUGAAGACGAGGAAUGAAAAACAGAUUGCUUGCUAUACCCCUGUUGUGGCUCAGAAGAUACCCCCACCCCCAUUGGACAGUCUUGUAUUUAAAUUAAUAAAUACAUUUGUGGUACAAUAACA
Messenger RNA from Acipenser ruthenus (sterlet), 535 nucleotides. RefSeq names its product NADH:ubiquinone oxidoreductase subunit B2 (gene ndufb2). Gene Ontology annotation, cellular component: mitochondrial inner membrane. Lineage: Eukaryota; Metazoa; Chordata; Actinopteri; Acipenseriformes; Acipenseridae. The record is from RefSeq and is a predicted model, not a curated record. The coding region runs from base 125 to 430 and encodes 101 amino acids. The transcript is spliced from 4 exons.